GCCCUUAGCCGGUGCGGCUCUACAAACACACAGCAUACUCUUCUCACCAUGUCGGCCGCAGACCACGAGGUCGAGGUUGCACAACUGCACCAGUCCUUCGACAAUGUGGAGGGUGUAGCGCAUCCCACCAAGGAUUUCACAGGAGGCGACCUUCCCUACGUGAACGAAAAGGCUCCUCUCGAUACUCCUGAUGGAGAGGUGCCCACCGAGGAAGAGAAGCAGAGGUUGAAGCACGUUGCGGAGAAUCUGCCACUGUCCGCCUGGCUGGUUGCCGUGGUCGAACUCAGUGAGCGAUUCACCUACUACGGCGUGUCUGGUAUCUUCCAGAACUACAUUCAGCGUCCUUACGACGGCAGUCAGGGCCGCGGUGCCCUUGGUAUGGGACAUCAGGGUGCUACCGGUCUCUCGACGUUCUUCCAGUUCUGGUGUUACGUCACUCCUAUCUUCGGUGCCAUCAUCGCAGAUCAGUACUUGGGCAAGUACAAGACUAUUGCUAUGUUCUGCGGCGUCUAUCUCACCGGUCUUUUCAUCCUGCUGUUCACCUCCCUUCCCGUAUCCCUUGAGCAUGGUGCUGGCCUCGGUGGCUUCAUUGUCGCCAUUAUUGUCAUUGGCCUAGGUACCGGUGGUAUCAAGAGUAACGUUGCUCCUUUGAUUGCCGAUCAAUAUACUCGCAAGAAGAUGGCCAUCAAGACCAACCCCGACGGCGAGCGGGUGAUCAUUGACCCUGCCGUUACCAUUCAACGUAUCUACAUGAUCUUCUACGGCUGUGUCAACAUUGGUUCCCUGUCGCUUUUGGCUACUCCUUACAUGGAGCGAGACGUCGGUUUCUGGACCGCUUAUCUUCUCUGCACAUGCAUGUUUGCGGUUGGUACCGUUGUGUUGGUUGUGGGCCGAAAGUUCUACAUUGUCCGCCCACCACAAGGUUCCGUCAUUACCAAUGCAUUCCGCGUACUGGGUAUGAUGAUCAAGCACUUCAACAUGGACGCUGCCAAGCCAAGCUGGCAGGCCGAGCAUGGUAACAGCAGCAACUUGAGCUGGGAUGACCACUUCGUCGACGAAGUCAAGCGUGCGCUGGUGGCUUGCCAGGUCUUCGCUUUCUAUCCCAUUUACUGGGUUGUCUACGGUCAAUUCUCCAACAACUUCGUUACCCAAGCUGGCCAAAUGGAGGGCCACGGCAUCCCCAACGAUCUGAUGCAGAACUUUGACCCCAUCUCGAUUAUUGUGUUCAUUCCUAUUCUCGAGUUGUUUGGCUAUCCCCUUCUCCGCAAGUUUCACAUUCCCUUCAAGCCCAUCAGCCGUAUCAGCUUGGGUUUCAUCGUUGCUUCUUUGGCCAUGGUGUACGCUGCCGUUCUUCAGUAUUACAUCUACAAAGCCGGUCCAUGUUACGAGGCUCCUCUCUGUGAUGCUUCCAUGGUCGACGGAGUCGCUCAGGGAAACCACAUCCACAUCGCUAUCCAAACCCCCGCCUACAUGCUCAUUGGUAUCUCAGAGAUCUUUGCUUCCGUCUCGGGUCUCGAGUAUGCUUACACCAAGGCUCCUCCUACCAUGAAGUCCUUUGUUCAGUCAAUGUACCUCUUGACCAACGCUUUCGGCUCUGCCAUCGGUGAGGCCUUGACUCCUGUUGCCUACGACCCUGCCAUUCAAUGGAUGUUUGUCGGUCUGGCUUGCGCUUCCUUCAGCGCUGGUGUCAUCUUCUUCUUCGUCUUCCGCCAUUUGAACGACAAGGAAGAGGAGAUGAACGCCUUGGAUGCUGAUGAGUAUCCUCCUGUCCAGGACGAGACUGUUGAGAGGAAGUAAACAAAUCAUGUGGGAUGAUCAAAGGGACUUGUUUACUGCCAAAUCCAUUGUACGUUGAUACCUUAAUAGCGGCAUCAAGUUACUGCGUAUAAGGCUACCUGCAACCACAGAGCUUGUUAGUAAACCAUACUAUUCUUUAGACAGGUAGUUUUAGCUCUAAAUAAAUAAUACCUCUUUAUUCGUGACUCUC
Molecule: messenger RNA, 1987 nt
Organism: Talaromyces stipitatus ATCC 10500
Lineage: Eukaryota; Fungi; Ascomycota; Eurotiomycetes; Eurotiales; Trichocomaceae
Product: MFS peptide transporter Ptr2, putative
Exons: 3
Coding region: 49-1797 (582 amino acids)
Biological process (GO): transmembrane transport
Cellular component (GO): plasma membrane; fungal-type vacuole
Molecular function (GO): tripeptide transmembrane transporter activity; dipeptide transmembrane transporter activity
Source: RefSeq, a predicted model, not a curated record